AUGUCUGAUAAAAGUGUGAUAAUAUUACGUGUGAUAAAUUUGAGUUGUACAGGUACGAAAGACGUUUCCCUUUGUUUCGAUUAUCAAUUCAGCAAACAAAGAUCGGGUCGUCAAAAUUCACUACCGAGAAUAUUUUACCACGGAUUCGAUUUCGUUUGUCAAAGGGUAAAAAGGAAUUCUUAUAAAUAUUGGAGAUGUAGCAGGUACACGAUAACCGGAUGUAAGGGACGCGCCAUAUUGGAAUAUAACGGGGGUUUAAGACUUAACGAAGGUCACAAUCACAAUCCUUUAUCACAUUCCGAAAUGUUAAAAAUGUAUUUCAUGCCGAGAAACGAAACCGUACAAAUCGGAUACGAAUACGUGAGUCCGAUUCAAACGGUUCAAAAAAAGUCACAGCCUUUGAGAUUGUGGAGAUGUUGCAGGUACAUGUAUUAUCAACAGGUUUGCGGUGCUAGUGCCGUUUUGGAAGCCGGAGGAAAAUUGAGCCUUUUAGGUGUUCACAAUCACCUUCCCGCCAAAUUACUACACGACGGUUACGAAUAUUUAUUCGAAGAAAUGGAUAAAAAUAAUCAGAGGAAGUUGUACAGGUGUCACAGAUACCUGAGCCCCGAAAGUUCAUGCAUGGCAAAAGCCGUUGUCACCGAUAAGGGAGAUUUAAAUUUAAUCGGACUUCAUUCACGUGACAGAGCUGGAAGACAAAGAUUUUGGAGAUGUAAAUAUUAUAGGAGUAAACAAAAUGCUAAAUGUAAGACAAGCCUUUGUUUUUCAACGGAAGGAGUCAUGAAAAUUUACGGCAUACACAAUCAUCCAAAAGAACAUCCAAUAAAUAUAAAAUCUAGAAGUGACGUCAUCAAUAAUUUACAAAAUAAUUGA
This is a messenger RNA of Pediculus humanus corporis (human body louse), 873 nucleotides long. RefSeq lists its product as uncharacterized. The coding region runs from base 1 to 873 and encodes 290 amino acids. The record is from RefSeq and is a predicted model, not a curated record. NCBI's taxonomy places the organism in Eukaryota, Metazoa, Arthropoda, Insecta, Psocodea, Pediculidae. The transcript has 4 exons.